AUGUCUUCCCAACAGCCCAACCAAUACACCACCCAAUACGUCUCCGUCCCGCGCCAGCACCAAGGUCAGACGACGACACAUUUCACAUAUCAACACCAAGGCGGCUCGGCUACGCUGAACACCUGGCUCUCCCAGGACGAGUCCGUGAGUCCGUACCACAACAUCGGGGCCUACCGGCCGGUCACCGGCUCCGGAAGUGGGGCCAACGCAUGGGGCGCGGCACCGGGUAGCAAUGGAGCUACGCGGGGCAGCGGCCAGGGCCGCAGGAACUGA
Molecule: messenger RNA, 273 nt
Organism: Colletotrichum gloeosporioides
Lineage: Eukaryota; Fungi; Ascomycota; Sordariomycetes; Glomerellales; Glomerellaceae
Exons: 1
Coding region: 1-273 (90 amino acids)
Source: RefSeq, a predicted model, not a curated record